Symbiodinium sp. CCMP2592 is the source of this 2796-nucleotide messenger RNA. Lineage: Eukaryota; Dinophyceae; Suessiales; Symbiodiniaceae. The record is from the annotation of a GenBank genome assembly.
AUGGUGCUUUCCGCAGUUGCACCCACAGCUGAGUACACCUCGCUUUGGUUGUCUAACUCCACUGUUCAACCCGUGCACGCCGACCACCACAACCUGCAGGGAUCCACAAAUGUAGUCCUCCCUUUGAAGCUCCCGCCUAACGGAGGGGAUUUGUGGAUAGAACUCAAGCCUGGUGACCUAGUCAGUGGCCCUGUAGAGGAGCGGGUAGACGGCAAAGGCAGGCGCUGGUUAGGGACAACUCACAAGUUAGAGCGCGGUAAGCCCUUCUUCCUAGACCCUACUCGCCGCCACGCCACCACUCCCUGGAAGGGUGAGAGAGCAGUGCUUGUCGGCUACACUGUCAACACGUUAGGCAAAGAGCUUGAGCACGAGUUUCAAAGCCUUGAAGCUUUAGGUUUUCCACUCCCAGCGUCGGUACGUUUACCGCUGACUGAGCAGCAAGACGUGAGACGUCUAGACGCGUUUGACUGCUUCGAAGAAGAGCCCCUUCAGGAGACAAAGGCACGUCACCCUGACGGGAAGACUUCUGAGUUGGCGCCUGGGACUGUGCUUAAAGGCGGAGGUUGGAAAGAAACCCAAGCCGUAGAAGCAGGUACUGUAGAGCUGGAGGUGUCGUGGAACCUGAAACACUCGCCGGACCAAAGGCGAACCCAGUCUGAGCACGCCCUGCUGGCUUGCCAACCAGACACCGAGACACAGGUUGAGGAGGAGGAGGGCUUAAGCGAAGACUCUUUGCCGGAGCAACCAGUGCUUGAGUUGUGGGUUCCAGACCCGCAGACAGGUCUGACGACUAAGACGCGAGUGAAGCUUGCCUACAGUGAAACUCAAGCUGUGGGCACUGGGACCGUGGCGCAGCAAGACCUGCAGCUGAGUGCCUUCGCUGUCCUGCUCGCCUUCUUUCAGGUCGUAGGUGCUGCCAGCCAGACAACGGACGAGGAAGAAGACUUGUCUCUCCCCGUGUCGCUUGAUGCAGAUUUGAUGUUGGCAAUAUCCAUCAUCUGCAUUGGUAUCUGCUUCAUUGCAGUGUGGGAGUUCUUCAAGUGGCGCGCAAGUUACAGCGCCUUCGAGAUCAAACUGCGCAGGCAGGUGGAGCACCAACGGGAUCGGGCUAUUCUGGAAGAGAGUGAGAAGAUGUCCAAGGCGGAACGGGCGGCCAAGUUGAAGGAAGUGCAGCAAGAGAUCCAGGAGGCGAAGAAGCAGCAGCAGGAGCUUGAGAAGAAGCAGAAAAAGCUGGCGGAAGCACUGGAGCUCAUCAAGGCCGGUGCGGUCCAAGUCGAGAAGGUGGAGCAGCUCCUGGAUGAUGCCGACUGGCGUGCCCACUGUGAGGGCCGCACAUGCAUCGUGGCCUUCCUACCGCACAUCUAUGACGACGGUGCCGCAGGACGACGAGAGAAGAUCCAGGUGCUGGAGCAGGUCCUGAAGGAGACGAAGAAGGACGGCAAAUCCGUGGGCUUCCUCUGGAGCCAGGGUGGCGACCAGUUCGAGAUGGAGGAGGUGCUGGGUUUGCAGUUUGGCUUCCCGGCGGUGAUGGCUGUCAACUUUGGCAAGGGCCGCUUUGGCGUCCACAGGGGCAUUUUUGACAAAGACUCCAUAUCUCAGUUCCUUACCUCGCUUGCGCGUGGAGGCACCCCGCUGGCUCCUUGGCCUGCCCGUGCGGUCGCCGCGAAGGCCGAGGCCUGGGAUGGCAAGGACGCUGCUCCGCCCGAGGAGGACCUGUGCGCAUUGGGAUUCUACGCAGACUCCGUGCAGGAGAACUUGAGCUCCGGGUGUGACCCGCCCACCACUUCGUUCUCAGAGGAGCGGAUGCUGUACCUGCAGCAAGUGCUGAACGACAUCCGGAAGGACAUCUCCCGUGAAGAAUCGAAUCCUCCAAAGUCGUUGCGAGCUGAACACCUCUUCAAGCUGAACGAGGCGGUCUUCAACUUGUCCGAGGAGGACGCGGUGGACGGGCCGCUGGCCGUGAAGCUCUUCCAGGCAGUGGAGCGGAUCCACACUGCCUAUAACACCGGCAAGUAUGAUAACCAGGAUUCGAACUUCUUCUACGAUUACUUGGCACUGCUGGGCACCAUGCAGAAUCAGCACUUCUUCAGCCAGAAGCAGACAGAAAAGAUGCUGGGAUGGAUCAAGGAGGUCGUUGAUGGAAGUGGGAUGUUGGAGGAGUCGACAGACUCGAAGAGCUUGGAGGUCGAGAACGAGAAGCUCAGAAAGAAGCUCGCAAAGUACGAGGGAAUGGUUCAGACCCUGAAGAGCAUCGAGACGGAGCCCAAGUCGAAGGCAAAACCUAAAAAGAAAGAGGCCGAGGUCGAGGAGCCGAAGCCACAAGGUAAAGCCAAGGGAAAGGCCAAGGCCAAGGGCAAGAGCAAGUAUGAUUACGAGGAGGAAGAGGAAGAAGAGCCUGUCCUCAAAGGCAAGGGCAAAGGCAAAGAAGGCAAAGGCAAGGGUAAGUCCAAGGCUGGCGCUGAGACUCAGAGCGGAAAAGAGGGCAAAGGGUCCAAAGAGGGAAAGGGGAAGCAGGGGAAGGGCAAGGAGAAGUCGUCGCUUCCCGUCGAGGAAAAGGGAAGCAAGGGGAAUGCGAAAGGCAAAGGAAAAGGAAGGGAGUCCUACGACGACUACGAGCCAGUCGUCAAAGGAAAGGCGAAGGGAAAAGCCGGAAAAGCAGGGAAAGGAAAGUCCAAGGACGACGAGCCUCCGCCCCUUCGGGCCACCAAGGGCAAGGGCAAGGGAAAGGAAGAGGAACCGAAAGGAAAGGGCAAAGCAAAAGCGAAAGGCAAGGGCAAGGGCUACAAAGGCAAGUGA